This is a messenger RNA of Eptesicus fuscus (big brown bat), 1355 nucleotides long. RefSeq names its product fibroblast growth factor 9 (gene FGF9). Gene Ontology annotation, biological process: regulation of cell migration; cell differentiation; positive regulation of gene expression. Gene Ontology annotation, molecular function: growth factor activity; fibroblast growth factor receptor binding. Lineage: Eukaryota; Metazoa; Chordata; Mammalia; Chiroptera; Vespertilionidae. The coding region runs from base 335 to 808 and encodes 157 amino acids. The transcript has 5 exons. Gene Ontology annotation, cellular component: cytoplasm. The record is from RefSeq and is a predicted model, not a curated record.
GACUGACAGCAGCCCCGCAGUUUGCCUCCUAGGAACGCGUCCGAACCGGAACCAGGUGUGGAGGGGCUGGGACGCGGAGCCCCACACGCUGCAGGUGCCUGAGAGCUGCAUUUGCUCUUCAUGCCACACGCCUGCCUGUACCAACGGUUUCUUAACGCUCUCCUGUUGUUCAGAAGUCUGCAGAUCCUUUCGCACAUGCCGUUUCAAAUACCAUGAAUUAGAUGACCUGCCUCUAAUGGAGGAAGGGAGAGGGAAAUAGAAAAACAUCAAUGAUGAGAGAGAAUCAUGGAUCAGUUGACUCCUGCACACCCCUGAUCGAGCCUACAACCCAGAAAUGUGCCCGGACCGGAAAUUGAACCAUGACCUCCUGGUUCAUAUUUUGAUGCUCAACCAUGACCCCCUCCACCAGGUCCCCGCCUCACCCAAGGCUUUCACCACCUUACUGUCUGUGUUCACAGGCAUUCUGGAAUUUAUCAGUAUAGCCGUGGGCCUUGUCAGCAUUCGAGGCGUGGACAGUGGACUCUACCUCGGCAUGAAUGAGAAGGGGGAGCUGUACGGAUCAGAAAAACUAACCCAAGAGUGUGUAUUCAGAGAACAGUUUGAAGAAAACUGGUAUAAUACGUACUCUUCGAAUCUCUAUAAACAUGUGGACACUGGAAGGCGAUACUAUGUUGCAUUAAAUAAAGAUGGGACCCCAAGAGAAGGAACGAGGACUAAACGGCACCAGAAAUUCACACAUUUUUUACCAAGACCAGUGGACCCUGACAAAGUACCUGAACUAUAUAAGGAUAUUCUCAGCCAAAGUUGACAAAGACCAUUUCUUCACUUGAGCCCUUAAAAAAGUAACCACUAUAAAGGUUCCGUGCAGUGGGUUCUUAUUGAUUAGCUGUGUCAUCACAUCUGCUCCACUGUUGCCAAACUUUGUCGCAUGUAUACCGUAGGAUGGAGGCUUGGAUGGGGAUGUGCUGACUUUGUGUUGCACUUACAUGCCUGUCCUCUGGGAGGCCUGCCUGUGCCCACUUGAUUUAUUGUGAGAAGAGACAAGGGUGUAUGUAUGUUAGUGUGUGUAUGUGUGAGUGUGAGUGGAUGAGCAGCAGGAAAUCAAAGACAGGAGCAAAGUAGAAGAUGGUAGCCUGAUGCAUGCUGGGGAAUAGACACACUUUCACAUGUCCAAUCAGUUGUCCUUCCGCUGGUAUCAGCACGCUGCCACACUUUGACUCAUGGGAUCUUGGCUGGUCGUCUGCUCAAGGGUACACUGCAUUUUCAAAGGCAUGGAGGGUGCAGUCUUACUUAAGAGACCUUUUCAGUUAAUUCUCACUGGUGCCAUCCCAGUGAAUUUAAAGCAAAGAUCUCUU